Penicillium alfredii is the source of this 1332-nucleotide messenger RNA. Its product is annotated as O-methyltransferase family 2. The coding region runs from base 1 to 1332 and encodes 443 amino acids. Gene Ontology annotation, molecular function: O-methyltransferase activity. The transcript is spliced from 4 exons. The record is from RefSeq and is a predicted model, not a curated record. NCBI's taxonomy places the organism in Eukaryota, Fungi, Ascomycota, Eurotiomycetes, Eurotiales, Aspergillaceae.
AUGGCAACCGAGAGCAAAGAUGACACUUCACGUCCCGUCGAUCUUUCUAGCGCCGCGCGACCAAAUAGAAUUGAGCAGGUCCCCAUCUUGCUGAAAGAUAUCACAGAAAGCGUCAACAGUCUAACUAAAGGAACUGACGAGGACCGCAAAGAUGUACUGGUCAAGUGUCGUGCUUUGGUUCAAGCUGUACAGACCCCACGAGAGACGAUGGUUGAUCACUGCUGGGGACAAAUGGGUGCGAUCGCUGCUGUAGGGUUUGGCGUGGACUCGGGACUAUGGGUGUUGAUGGCCCAGAACGGCGAUAAAACCCAGAAGGUUGUCGACUUGGCCAUGAGCCUUGGGGUGGAUGCUAGGCUCCUGAGUCGUUUAAUGCGACACCUUGGUGCUAUGGGGCUCCUCGUCGAGGUCGGCGAGGAUGAAUACCGACCCACAAAUUAUACCAGAUGCCUGAGCCUUCCUCAGAUUGGACAUGGAUAUCUUGGUCUCACCGCAUGCACCGGCGCAGGUACCUUGAAAUUCCACGAAUUCUCCCGGAAGCGGGGCUGGGUAAAUCCUCUUGACCCAAAGGACACCUCUCUCAUGUAUGCCUAUGGUACCAACAAGCACAUAUUCAACUGGGUGCAGGAUUCGGGAUAUGGCACACACCUGAAUGACUACCUUGGUGGCUACGGUGUGGGUCGUCCGCUUUGGAUGGACCCUGCUGUCUACCCCGUGAAGGAGAGACUCAUCAAUGAUGCCAAUCCUAGCCCGGAUGCGCCUUUCCUUGUGGACAUAGGGGGCAAUGUCGGUCAUGACUUGGCCAGGUUCCAUAGCCGUUAUCCCGAUGCUCCCGGGAAGUUGAUCCUCCAAGACUUGCCUAUGAUGAUUCGCCAAAUCAAAGAUCUUGAUCCAGCUAUCGUCCGUAUGGAAUAUGACUUCCAUAAUGAACAGCCUAUUAAAGGUAGAGUUGUGCCCCUCUCCUCCUUUUCCCUCCCGCAGUUUCAUUUUAACCCAAUUUUACUUAUUAUAUCUAUAGGUGCUAGAGCCUAUUAUAUACACUCAACUCUGCACAAUUGGUCGGACGAUGUCUGUGAAACCAUACUCACGCGAGUAAAAGAGGCCAUGAAGCCUGGGUAUAGUAGACUACUAAUCAAUGAAUUCGUCGUGCCGCAGAUUGGGGCUCACUGGGAGACUACUGGACUUGAUAUGUUGAUGCUGACCCUAUUCUCUUCCGAACAGCGGACCAAUAAGGCAUGGUACGAUUUGGUUGAGAGGAGAGUGGGUCUGAAGAUUGUUAAAAUCUGGAGCUCCGGCAAGGGAGUGGAAAGCGUGAUUGAGUGCGAGCUAGCCUAG